AUGUCUUUCAUCAAAGGUCUCCUCUUUUCAACCUCACUGGCAAUUGCCAACGCCAAACCAAUAUCUCCUUCCAAAGUUGUGAGAGCCGCUGCCUCACCCUCCACCUUUCCGCUUGGUGAUGCUUGUGAAAACGAGUGGAAGUAUCUCAACUUUGACUCUGGCAGCGAUGCUGAUAAGGCUCACCUUCAGAAACUGCACGAUGUCAUCUGUAAUGGAGAGCUCCGUGCCGUUGCUGCGUGGGGAGUUCAGGCUGCGGAGGACAGUAAAAAGUCCACCAAUGUCGCCUACGAUGUCUUCUUCAGCGCGGAGGAAGAUAUACCAGCCACGAUCCAAGACGUUCUGAGCCGUAUCGCUGGCCAGAGCACUACCGAGGGAAAAAUUGGAAAGAUAGUAGGGACGAUGAUUGUCGAUAAUAACGGUAAGUGUGCUGCUAUUCCUGAUACGGUUGAUGUACUAAGAGACCUAGACUUUAAGGGACGUUGUGACGGCAAAGAGACAGAGGCCUACACUGAUACGGACACGGAUAAACGCGAGAAGAUCCAUUUCUGCGAUCUUGGCUAUGAUAAGCCAAUUGGUGGAGGAGACAUCCAGUGUAGCAGCCUCGACAAAUACCCUAGCAUCAAGAUCGAUACGUUUUCCCGCGUCGCUCUACAUGAGACACUUCACUACAGUACAGUUGGACCGGCCUCUAAGCUAGACUCACAGAUUGUCGACCAGAAGAACCGGGAUGGGGACUAUGCGUAUGGACCGGAACGCGCCCAUGGCCUCAACGAUCCAGACCAGGAUGGUCAGCCUGGUAAAGCGGAGAGUAACGCUGAUAAUUAUGCCUGGAUGGCGGUAACUUCCUGGGUCAGCUACUUAUGUACUCCUGAGGAUGAGCAGGAUGCCUGGGACAGUUAUUUUUCCGAGGAUCCGCCUGAGUAUUAG
This is a messenger RNA of Fusarium coffeatum, 927 nucleotides long. RefSeq lists its product as uncharacterized. Gene Ontology annotation, molecular function: metallopeptidase activity. Bases 1 to 927 code for a protein of 308 amino acids. The transcript has a single exon. Lineage: Eukaryota; Fungi; Ascomycota; Sordariomycetes; Hypocreales; Nectriaceae. The record is from RefSeq and is a predicted model, not a curated record.